AUGACCCGUGCAGAGCGCUGUGCGUCCCCCUGUCUGAACGGAGGCGUGUGUGUGCCGCCGGACUCGUGCGACUGCAGCCUGUUGGGGGCGACGGGACGCAGGUGUCAGACAGUUCCCAACCCGGGCUUCGAGCGUGAGAUGACCUGCAGGUCCUGGGCUCAGUACAACUUUGAGACGUUUGACGGGCUCUACUUCCACUUCCCGGGCCGCUGCAGCUACACUCUGCUGAGGGACUGCCAGGAGAGCCCGCAGGCCAGCGUGGUGGUGCAGGUGCACAAUGACCCGAGCUGUGGCUCCGCCCCCUACACCUGCCGCCGCUCCGUCAGUCUUUUCCUCCCCUGGGAGGGAGAAGUCCGGCUGCACAGCACCAACGUCACCUUCAAAGGUCAAAGUCUGCAGCUGCCGCAUCACAUCCAUGACGUGCAGCUGGAGCGCAUCUCGCAGUACGUCCUGGUGACGCAGCAGCACGGCUUCACGCUGGCCUGGGACGGGCUCGCCGGCUCCGUCUACAUCAAGCUCAGCCCCGAGUUUGUGGGCCGGACCUGCGGCCUGUGCGGCAACUUCAACGCCGACGUGCAGGACGACCUGACGACCAGCUACGGCGUGCUGACACAUGACAUCGACAUGUUCGGGAACAGCUGGAUGGAGGCGGAGCCUCACCAGGAGCGAUGUCCCGCCGUGCCGUCUGACUUCCCCUCGCCCUGCGCUGCCGUCGACGCUCACGUCCUGCUGAAAGUGGAGGAGGUGUGUGCCAUGCUGCUGCAGCCGCCGUUCCUCAGCUGCCACGAGGCGGUCAGCCCGCUGUCCUACAUGGCCGCCUGCAGCAACGACCUCUGCAUGUCGGGUCCUAACGGUGAGGCGGUGUGCCAGGUGUUCAGCGAGUACGCCCGGGCCUGCGCCCACGCCGACCACCCGCUGCACGACUGGAGGCAGGAAAUACCUCAGUGUGCGCGGCAGUGUCCUGCAGGCCUGCAGCACAGGGAGUGCAUCAGCUGCUGCCCAGCGUCCUGCAGCGUGGAGAGGCUGUGUAUCGACAGCAGGCUGGCCUGUCUGGACGGGUGCUACUGUCCCGAGGGUCUGAUCUAUGAGGACGGCGGCUGCGUGGCGUCCUCUGACUGUCCCUGUGAGUAUCACGGCAUGCUGUACGCCGCGGGCCAGACGCUGCAGGAGGAAUGCAACAACUGCACCUGUGUGGGCGGAGUGUGGAACUGCACCGAGUACAGCUGCCCAGGCGAGUGCUCCGUCACUGGAGAUAUGUACUUCCACUCCUUCGACGGCCGGAGCUACACCUUCCCCGCGACGUGCCAGUACAUCCUGGCCAAGAGCCGCAGCUCGGGGAGGUUCACCAUCACCAUCCAGAACGCCCCCUGUGGAUCCAACCUGGACGGGGCCUGCAUCCAGUCCGUGAACCUGGUGGUGGACGAGGACCCGAGGAUGGAGAUCACGCUGAGUCACGUGGGGGAGGUGUUCAUGGCGGGACAGUACCGGGUCUCCCUGCCCUACUCUGACGACGUCUUCCACGUCCAGGAGCUGUCCUCCAUGUUCCUGCAGGUGAGGACGUCGCUCGGCCUGCGGCUGCAGUACGGCUGGACCGAGUUCCGCCUCUACCUGCAGGCCGACCACACCUGGAGGGACGACACGGUGGGGCUGUGCGGCACCUUCAACGGCAACAUGCAGGACGACUUCCUGUGAGUUCACUUCCUAUCUCCAUCAGGAAUGAUAGAGAGCACUCCACAGCUGUUUGGAAACGCCUGGAGGGUUCCGACAGCCUGCUCGCCCAGCCUCGGCCUGCCACAACUCGACCCCUGUGACACACACCAGCAGGCCGCGUCCUACGCCUCGGACAUGUGUGACCUCCUGAACGGGGAGGUUUUCUCGGCCUGUCAUGAGUACCUGAGCCCCGCCUCCUUCCACCAGCAGUGUCGCUCAGACACCUGUAAGUGUGGGACGCCCUGCCUCUGCUCUGCGCUCGCUCACUAUGCUCGCCAGUGCCGCAAACACUCCGUCAUCAUCGAGUUUCGAUCGCACGUCCCGGACUGUGUGGUGGACUGUCCCGACACCAUGCAGUACGGGACCUGCGUGUCGUCCUGCCAGCGGCGUUGCUCCGCCCUCUCCGUCCCACAGCGCUGCGGCGAGGAGUGUGAGGAGGGCUGCGUCUGCCCGCCGGGCUCCUUCUACAACCACCGCACACACACCUGUGUGGCCAGGAGUGAGUGUCCCUGCAGUUUCCUGGGUGCAGAUUACGAGCCGGGUGAUGUCAUCAUGACGUCAGCAGGAGUUCAGCUCUGUCAGGACGGGAAGCUGCUGUCUCAGGCCGUCCCCUCCGACGGUGUGUGUCCGCCGGGUCAGAUCUACCUGAGCUGCUCGGAGGAGGACGGCCCCCUGCUGGGAGGGGGCGUGGCCUGCGAACGCACCUGUGAAUCUCACCUGCUCAACCUCACCUGCUCGGCACACGAGCCCUGCGUGGCCGGAUGCACCUGUCCCGCCGGCCUGCUGAAGCAUGGUGACGAGUGUUUCGAGCCUGCAGCCUGCCCCUGCCUGUGGAAGGGAAAGGAGUAUUACCCCGGUGACAGAGUCUCCGCCCCCUGCCACACCUGUGUAUGCCAGCACGGGACGUUCCAGUGUGUGUUCCGGCCCUGUCCCGCCAUGUGCACAGCCUACGGAGACCGUCACUACAGGACGUUUGACGGCCUGCUGUACGACUACAUCGGAGCCUGCAAGGUCUACCUGGUGAAGAGCAGUGCUGAGGUCAUGCUGAGCGUCACAGCGGAGAACGUGGACUGUUUUGAGGGCGGAGUCAUCUGCAGGAAGUCUCUGCUCAUCAGCCUCGGCAGGUCCUUCCUUUCCUUCGACGACGACAGCGGGAAGCCGAACCCGUCCAGUGUGCUGGACAGGAGGCAGAGGAUGCUGCUCUGGCCCGCGGGACUCUUCACCGUCGUCCACUUCCCCGACGACGACGUCACCAUCCUCUGGGACCGCAAGACCACCGUCCACAUCCAGGUCGGACCCCGCUGGCAGGGGAAGCUCAGCGGCCUGUGUGGGAACUUUGACCUGAAGACGGUGAAUGAGAUGCGAACGCCGGACAACAUCGACUCCCCGACGCCGCAGGAGUUUGGGAACAGCUGGACUGCGACCGAGUGUGUGAACAGCCCGGACAUCAGACACCCCUGCACCCUCAGUCCUCUCAGGGAACCCUUCGCCAAGCGGCAGUGUGGCGUCCUGCUCAGCGAGGUCUUCCAGGCCUGCCACCCAGUGGUGGACGUCACCUGGUUCUACAUGAACUGCCUGGCCGACACGUGUGGCUGCAACCGCGGCGGCGACUGUGAGUGUUUCUGCAGCAGCGUGGCGGCGUACGCUCAGCGCUGCUGCCACCAGGGCGUGUCUGUCGACUGGCGCUCGCCCUCCCUCUGCCCGUACGACUGUGAAUACUACAACAAAGUUCUGGGUAAAGGGCCUUUCAGGCUGCAGUCCUACAGGGAGCGGGCGGCUCAGCUGGUGGCCCGACGCUCCAGUGGCUCCGUUUUCCUGCAGCGCGGUGAUGUCAGCGGUGGCGGUGAUGGCGAUGGCGGCGGCGUGCUCUGCCAGUUCAUGAUGACACCAGGCCUCAGCAGAUCCCGGCCGCACGACACGUCACGGGUUUCCUUCGAGGCGGCCGACAGACCAAACUACUUCCUGUUUGUGGGCGCUGCAGGGCAGCUGCGGCUGGCCAAGUGGCAGGAGAGCGAGGCAUUCUGGGACGGAGCCACCUUCAUCCUGCACAGGGACACCUGGAUCCCCGGCUACGACUCGCUGGAGUCGCACGCCAAGCCGGGCUUCUUCCUGCACGCCACGCCACCGCGGCUGCUCCUGCUGAAGUACAGACACACCAACAGCUUCCGCAAGGCCACGCUGUUCAGACUGACAGGCAUUGGGCCAGACGUCCCGCCGGCUCCUCGCUGCCAGUGGAGGUACGACUCCUGCAUCAGCCCCUGCUUCAAAACCUGCAGUGACCCGACGGCCAACUCCUGCGUCAACAUCCCACGGGUGGAGGGCUGCCUGCCGGUCUGCCCCGCCCACAUGGUCCUGGACGAGGUCACCCAGAGGUGCGUCUACGUGGAGGACUGCAUUAAGCCCGCCAUUGCAGUGGAAGCUGUAUCACCAUCCAGUAUCGCACCGACAUCUGCAGCUGUGACUUUGGCAACCAGCACCAGCGUCAGCCUCGCCACCCACUCCCCCACCGCCGCCACCCCGCCUCCACACACAGCUCCCACCACUCCGCCCACUGUCGGCACACAGACAACCGUGUCUGAGACUCCGGCAGAGCUGACCCAGUCAGUCGCCACUUCCUCCCCCAGCACAUCAGCACCCCCUGCUGCCAGUCCAGCAGUGGCAGAGCCGCUGACCACUGCCAGAGUGACUACAGCUCCGCCCAUCGGCGUAACGGGUACGACCACGUGGACCAGCAGGACACCAAGCACCACCACUGGUCCCAGCACAUUCAGGACGAGCACCACUCCCGUCUCCAUCACUGCCUUGUACUGGCUCACCUCUGCCGGCAGGCCCAGCACGGAGCCUCACCCCACCACAACGUCCAUCACUGAGCAGACGUCCAGCACUGCGCCACCAACCACAACCUCCGUUGAGGGGCCGACCACCAUCAGCGCCCUGCCUCCCGUCCCGCUGACAACGACCAUGGCGACCACAGAGGCUACAACACACUCAGCAGCAGUCACUCCGAUUGUCACCGUGUCCAGUGCUCGUCCAACUCAUCCAGAGAGUCCUGUCACUACAGACAGGACAACAUUGCCCAGAACGACGACUGCCGCACACACCGACACUGCGGCGACGGUGGACAGAACUCCGCCAACGACAACAACAUCAGUCCCUCCUGGUUUACCAAGCACGGUGGCCACCACCUUUUCCCCCGGCCCGCCUUUGCCUCCCACUGAAACAGGAACCGUCUCUUUGCCAACUGUCACUUCAGCCCGAACCACAGAAUCAGUCACACCGGUUGCUCCUUUCACCACACGCAAAACUACGAUGCGCACAAGGCCGAGGACAACAGCACCACUGGUCUCCAUGGUCACCACAGAGAAAACACUGCACACCCCUCCUACUGAGCUGGUGACUUCCACAACACCUGUACCUGAGUUUCCGCCAUCAACUCCAGUCCAUGUUGCACCAACCACACCUGUUCCUACCUCUCCUGAAUCAGUAACAACAAAGAAAGUGACUGCUCCGGUGCCUGCUGUCUCUGAAACACCUGGAGCUACCACAACAAGGAUGUCGCCGCCGUCGAAGAUUACAGAUGCUACAUCUGAGCCCUCCACAGCAUACACUGACAGAACUUCCUGGUCUGCUGCCCCAACGCCUAGAACCACAAAGACCUCAACUACAGCCCCUGCAGAGGUUCCAGAAACAUCCACCACCUCCAUAGGACCUCCACCUACAACAAGACCAACUGUAUCACCGCUGUCGCCUGCUGAAACAACCACCAUCCUGCUGUCACCCAUCACUGAGAGCUCCACUGUCAGCCCGUCUACCACGAAAACAUCCAAGCCAUGGCGUCCUCCCCAUCGGGAAACAACAUCUACCCUGAUCUUUACCACCAAAAACAUCACCGCACCUGAGGUCACCUCCAAACCAGACGUCCCACCGAUCAUCUCCACCACCAGCACUCCGGUUCCUCACAUUCCAGUAACAACACAGCCAGUUGGCACAACCACAGCAACUUCUGCUGCCACAACCACUGCCACCACCAAAACUACAGCUCUCCCAGAGAUUUUAACCUCAGAAGUUACAACCAGAAGACCAGUUACAGCGGCACCUGAAACACCUCGCACCACAGCUCCUACCAAGACUCCGCCUGACGUCACUACCACGAUGCUACGACCCGUCACCCUGCAACCUGUCACCCGUACAACGCCUCCAGUGACGAGCAGAGUCGAAGUGUCCACAAGCGCUACAACACCUGCACCUCCUUCUUGGUCACCACCUCGCCCAACUACCUCGACCGCGGCUCCGAGACCAACGACCUUCCCAGAAAGAGUCACCACCCGUGUGGUGUCCACUGCCAGAGCCACUCCCACUGCCACAACCAGAACGACAAGAACAACAACACUCAGAACGACCUCCAGGGCUCCUGUGACAACAAGGGUGACUCCAAGAAUCACCACGACUGAGAGGCCAACUGUAAGGCCAAGCACUGCAAAGGUUACCAUAGUAACAAGGCCUCCAACGGCAACCACUAGAUCAACUCCUCCGGGCCCACCAACCAUCACACCUAGCCCAGGCACGACGACCGUGUCAGGGGUCCCGUCUACAACCAUGGUGACAUCCACCAAGCGCGUCACUACGGCGAGCACCACUGAGCGAGUCCACAUCACCACGCCGUUACCCAGUGUGACCAGCACAACUGCCACCGUCACAGUUCCUGUUCCUACUCUGUCUACUGUUACAGCAUCUACCUCCAUCCCCACAACGUCUGAGAAAAUCCUAACUACGAAGGAGAUUAAAACUUCCCCCUCCACACCCAGAACGCUACCACCCACCCGGGCAACCAGCACUGCUCCUCCUGCGACCCCUGUCUCAACGGCAACGCCGGCUCGACCCACUGAGCCAGAGCGAGUGGAUCACACCAGUCCGGAGCCGACACCAUCUCCCUCACCUGAACUUCCGUACACUCCGGUGGAAACCACCAGGCCCGCUGCGGAGGUCACAACAUCGCUGGCGAUACCUCCUGCCAGGAUUUGCACUCCUCCGUACGCAGAGUUCAUAGACGAGUGCAGCAAGCUGAUCUGCGUCAAUGAGCAGCUCGUUCUCUUCAACAAGUCGCAGAGCUGCCCCUUCGCCUCCGCCCCCCCCAACUGCGGCCUGCUGGGCUUCGCCGUCCUCGUCAACGGGGACAAGUGCUGUCCUCAGUGGGACUGUCCAUGUCGCUGCUCCAUCUUUCCAGAUCUCAACGUGAUCACGUUUGACGGGAACAGCUUUGCCGUCUACAAGGCAGCCUCGUACAUCGUGACCCAGCUGCCCAACGAGACGGUCAGCGUGGCGGUGCAGGAGUGUCCCACCGACGCCGACUCCGGCUUCCUCUGGAAUUUCACCAACCUGUGUUUGGUGGCUCUCAACAUCACCCACAAAUCCAACCACAUCGUCGUCGACAGGCUGCAGAGGAGGCUCUAUGUGAACUCACGCUACGCCAAGCCACGGUUCAGGAAGUUUGGCUUCGAGGUCCUGGACACGGGCAACAUGUACCUGAUCCGCAGCCCGGCCGGACUGAAGCUGCAGUGGUUCCACAGCACCGGCAUGAUGGUGAUCGAGACCGACAGCCCCGGCAGCAAGCUCCCCACCAUGGGCCUCUGUGGCGGCUGUGAUGGCGACCCCACCAACGACCUGGUGCUGCCCAACGGCACCGUGGUGUCAGAGAGUGAGGACCCGGCGCUAUUCAUUGACAGCUGGCAGCUUCCCAACACCACCGGCUACAUCAGCCACAGCCGCCGCCGCGAAGUCAACUGCUCCACCAGCGACUGCUCGCGCUGCCUCGCCAUGCUGACCAACCAGACCUUCACCGCCUGCCACGCCUUCGUUCCUCCCAGCACGUUCUGUGAGGUUUGGGUACGCGAUGCAGAGUACGUCAACAACCACUGUGUGGCGCUGGCGGCCUACUCAGCUUCCUGCCACAAGUUCAAUGUCUGCAUCGAGUGGAGGAGUCCGGACUACUGCCCCUUCGUUUGUCCCGAGGCUCUGCGGUACCAGGCCUGCCUGCCCGCCUGCACCGCUCCGUCCUGCCCCAACCAGGACUUCGAGGCCGACCCGGACCAGUGCUCAGGCCUGACCGAGGGCUGUGUGUGUCCCGAGGGAACCCUGCUGCACCGGCCCUACUCCACCCUCUGCAUCCCCCCCGAAAAGUGUGCCUGCACGGACAGCUCCGGCAUGCCUCGCUCUCACGGCGAGGUGUGGAAGGCGUCUAAAGAUGGCUGCUGCAUGUAUCGCUGCGACAACGACUCCAUUGUGCCGGUGGAGUAUGACUGCUCCGGCGUCACGCCGCCCGUCUGCCGCCGCGCCGGCGAGGUGCUCAUCAGCCUCGCCGACGACGCCAGCUGCUGCCCGAGGAAAGCCUGCGUUUGCAACCAGAGUGUGUGUGAGCUGUCACCUCCAGACUGUAAAUAUGGAGAGAAGCUGGUGUCGUACUACAGACAGGACUCCUGCUGCCCCGACCACGUCUGUGAGUGUGACCCGGAGCUGUGUGAGUCACAUGUUCCCGCCUGCAGAGACGACCAGACCCUGAUCUCGACCCGGGCCGAGGGGAGCUGCUGUCUGGCCCACAUCUGCAUGUGCUCCUCCUGUCCGGAUGCACUUCCUGUCUGCCAGGAGGGCGAGGUGCUGACGGUGGACGGGAACACGACGGACCGCUGCUGUCCUGUCUACCACUGUGUGUGUGAGCCCUACAGGUGUCCUCAGGUCAGCUGUCCAGUAGGGAUGUCUGCAGUGUCAGUGUCCAGUCCAGAUCUCUGCUGCCCCACACACACCUGUGAGUGCGCCUGUGACAAGAUCUCAGCCCCGAAAUGUGGCCUGGGUGAGUCCUCCCAGCUGGACCGGGCCUUCCUGUCUGACCCACAGAACCAGUGUGCAUGUAAAAGAUACAAGUGUGUGCGUGAGGCGGUGUGUGUGGACGGCGAGCGGGGUGUGAUGCGGCCGGGACAGACACUGGUGGAGCACGGGGAGGACGGACUGUGUCACAUGAAGCAGUGCACACGCAGCCUGGACCCCGACAGCGGGCAUCACCUGCUGCGCACCAGCAGCACUAACUGCUCCGCCCACUGCCAGCCGAAUCAGAUCUACGUUCCUCCUAAAGACCAGACGACAUGUUGUGGUGUUUGUAAGAACAUUUCCUGUCUCUACCAGAGUGACAACGGGACUUCAGUUCUGGUUAAGCCGGGAAGAUCCUGGGUGUCCGACUGCAUGAAGUUUGACUGCACAGACACUCUGUCAGGACCAACGCUCAUCUCCUACUCCUUCAGCUGCCCUCCCUUCAAUGAGACUGAGUGUAUGAAGGUUGGGGGGACGAUUGUAAGUUACAUGGACGGAUGCUGCAGGACAUGUAAAGAAGACGGGAAGUCGUGUCAGAAGGUGACGGUGAGGAUGACCAUCAGGAAGAACGACUGCCGCAGCAACAGGCCGGUGAACAUCGUGUCAUGUGACGGGAAGUGUCCGUCUGCCAGCAUCUACAACUACAACAUCAACACGUACGCUCGCUUCUGCAAGUGCUGCAGGGAGACGGGGCUGCAGCGCCGCAGCGUGCAGCUCUACUGCAGCGGCAACCAGACCUGGGUCAGCUACGGCAUCCAGGAGCCCACCGACUGCUCCUGCCAGUGGUCCUGAGGCCCGCACACACACACACACACACACACACACACACACAGAUACACACACACACACACACACACACACACACACACACACACACACACACACACACAGAUACACACACACACACACAUGCAGUGUUCAGUUGUUCUCUGCAUGGUAGCCGUAGAAACCUGGGUGCUGGUCAGACGUCGGGGCUUAAACGCCGCUGAGAGGUGUCGCUGCGCUCGGCGGCGUUUAACCCUUUAAAGCCCGAGCACGUUCACUGGAUUUCAGUCAGAAACACGCCGGAAGGCGGAGACGAGCCGGGGGGCGGAGACAAAACUGACAGGAAAUCAGUAAAAGAUUCCAAGAAAAUGACCUGAAAGAAGAGAAAGAAACAGAAUGAAAAUCAGUUGAAAACUGAAAAAAAAAAAUUAGAAAAUAGAACAAAAAUAUGAAAAAAAAAAGAAUUACAUCUAUAAUUAUUAUAAUUCUAUAUCUGAAAAUGUGUUACAAUUCUCUUGUUGUUGUUGUUUUGCUGAUGUUCAGCUCAUUUUCUUGGAAACGGUCUGAUGUUGCGAGGCGGCGCUCUGCCUUCGUCUCGGUGUUUCUGGACCAACCGGUCGCUCUGCUCUGGCGGCGCCGGCGUCGUGACGGCGCCCAGGCGUCAGGCGGCUCACAGCAGCAGAAGAAGAGGCUGGAAGCUGUGGCCAUGUUGGACCCAGCUGUUGCUUCCUGGAGGGGCGGGAUCUAACAGAGGGAACUGAGCUGUGAUUGACAGGACCGAAGGAGUGACGGGGGAGGGGGCGGGGCUUUUUUUUUUUUUUACACUAGUCCUUCACUU
Messenger RNA from Myripristis murdjan (pinecone soldierfish), 10171 nucleotides. It is a transcript of the gene otog, whose product is annotated as otogelin. The record is from RefSeq and is a predicted model, not a curated record. The transcript is spliced from 54 exons. NCBI's taxonomy places the organism in Eukaryota, Metazoa, Chordata, Actinopteri, Holocentriformes, Holocentridae. Gene Ontology annotation, cellular component: extracellular matrix. Gene Ontology annotation, biological process: L-arabinose metabolic process. Gene Ontology annotation, molecular function: protein binding; alpha-L-arabinofuranosidase activity.